Messenger RNA from Oncorhynchus keta (chum salmon), 963 nucleotides. RefSeq lists its product as uncharacterized. The transcript is spliced from 2 exons. NCBI's taxonomy places the organism in Eukaryota, Metazoa, Chordata, Actinopteri, Salmoniformes, Salmonidae. Bases 1 to 963 code for a protein of 320 amino acids. The record is from RefSeq and is a predicted model, not a curated record.
AUGGUAACACCUGCACAGGAUGCGGGACAGGUACAGGAUGGUAACAACACCUGCACAGGAUCGGUACAGGUACAGGAUGGUAACGACAGCACAGGAUCGGUACAGGAUACAGGAUGGCAACGACACCUGCACAGGAUCGGUACAGGAUACAGGAUGGCAACGACAAUCGGCCGAGUUACACCAGGAAUACACAAUACACCCUCCGUCAGUGCUCAGACUGUCCGCAAUAGGCUGAGAGAGGCUGGACUGAGGGCUUGUAAGGCAGGUCCACAAAAGACAUCACCAGCAACAACAUCGCCUCUGGGCACAAACCCCUCCGUCGGUGGACCAGACAGGACUGGCAACAACAUCGCCUCUGGGCACAAACCCCUCCGUCGGUGGACCAGACAGGACUGGCAACAACAUCGCCUCUGGGCACAAACCCCUCCGUCGGUGGACCAGACAGGACUGGCAACAACAUCGCCUCUGGGCACAAACCCCUCCGUCGGUGGACCAGACAGGACUGGCAACAACAUCGCCUCUGGGCACAAACCCCUCCGUCGGUGGACCAGACAGGACUGGCAACAACAUCGCCUCUGGGCACAAACCCCUCCGUCGGUGGACCAGACAGGACUGGCAACAACAUCGCCUCUGGGCACAAACCCCUCCGUCGGUGGACCAGACAGGACUGGCAACAACAUCGCCUCUGGGCACAAACCCCUCCGUCGGUGGACCAGACAGGACUGGCAACAACAUCGCCUCUGGGCACAAACCCCUCCGUCGGUGGACCAGACAGGACUGGCAACAACGUCGCCUCUGGGCACAAACCCCUCCGUCGGUGGACCAGACAGGACUGGCAACAACUGCUCUUCCCUGACGAGUCGUGGUUUUGUCUCACCAGGGGUGAUGGUCGGAUUUGCGUUUAUCGCCGAAGGAAUGAGUGUUACACCGAGGCCUGAAGAGCCCGGAUCUCAAUCCCAUUGA